AUGACUUUCGGCUUGUUUCUCUCGCUUCUGAAUCAUAUGUUUUACGACUCGAAGGUGGAUAUACUCACGAAUUUUAUUCCGCAAAUAUUGUUCCUCGGCUGCAUUUUCAUCUAUCUUUGUGGACAGAUGGUUGUCAAGUGGUUCUUUUUCGUUGAAAAGGGCGUCGUGCUAGGAAUGCAAUAUCCCGGUCCAAAUUGUGCACCAUCGCUGAUUAUUGGUUUAAUCAACAUGUUUAUGUUGAAAGAAAGGCCAGUGGGCCAUUUGAUGGAGCAUGGAGCACAACAGUACAGUUGUUCAUCCUACAUGCUAUCUGAACCAGUGAUAUCCGUGCUUUACAGGAUGAUUCGGAACAUUUGA
This is a messenger RNA of Cylicocyclus nassatus, 357 nucleotides long. Lineage: Eukaryota; Metazoa; Nematoda; Chromadorea; Rhabditida; Strongylidae. The record is from the annotation of a GenBank genome assembly.